AUGUCUUCCCUCUUUGACGCCGUACUUCAAUCUGAAUUGGGGUCGACAGCUGGCUCCCGUGACAAUAGGCUCCAUUCAGAUCACCUCCCCAGCUCUCGGCCACAACCGCCAUCCGAAAGUAAUGGCCCGUUGAGCGAGAUACAUGGCGGCUUCCCCGAUGACCAGGUCGUGAACCCUAGCCGGUCGACUGUAAGUCGACUUCGAAAUCCCUAUCUUCCUGGGCCUCCUCCGGUGGUCGACUUGGCCGGAGAGAAAGUACAGCAGGCCUUUGAAGAACUGCUUGAGACCUAUGUGGAGGAACCGUCAUUGUCGGCGCCUCCACCGUCGUCGGAGAUACUGAGUGACAAAUAUUAUAUCGCACAAAUCCACGGCAUGAAGAAAUUCGAGCUUUCUACCCUCUAUGUCGACUUUACCCACUUGACUUCUCUCAAUAACCAGAUUCUGGCGGAUGCGAUUGCCAACCAAUACUUUCGAUUCCAACCCUUCCUAACAAGGGCCCUUCACAAUUUAAUUGCGAAAUAUGAACCCGAAUACUUCGUUUCUCAUCGUCAAGCCAGCAGUGCCUCCUCCCAGGCUAGCUCAUCCAUGAUGGCCGCCAAUGCAAGCGUGACCGAAAACCCUGACUUGGAGCGGAAUAUGCGCGAGAAAACCCGCCAUCAGCAGACUGACAAGCUGUUUUCGUUGGCAUUCUACAACCUGCCUUUGGUUUCUAGACUGCGCCAACUCCGUACCGCCCAAAUUGGAAAGCUGCUCUCAAUUUCUGGUACCGUUACUCGAACAUCUGAGAUUCGGCCUGAGCUCUCUCUUGGGACCUUCGUUUGUGAGCAGUGCAAAUCUGUUGUCUCGAAUGUGGAACAGACUUUCCGAUACACCGAGCCAACACAGUGCCCGAACGACAUAUGCAUGAACCGCUCUGGAUGGCGCCUCGAUAUUGGGAAGAGCACAUUCGUCGACUGGCAAAAGGUGAAACUACAGGAGUCAUCACACGAAAUUCCAACUGGGAGCAUGCCCCGCACCAUGGAUGUGAUCUUGCGUGGCGAGAUGGUCGACCGCGCCAAGGCCGGUGAACGUUGCAUCUUCACCGGGACGCUGAUUGUAAUUCCUGAUGUCAGUCAACUGGGACUUCCAGGUGUACGACCGGAGGCUGUUCGCGAUAACGGUGCUUUCCGGAGUGGCGAUGUCGGUGGAGGAGGUGUCACUGGUCUCAAGUCACUGGGUGUCAGAGACUUGACUUAUCGACUGGCGUUCCUUGCCUGUAUGGUCACCCCUGACACCACAACUCCUGGCCAGCAAUCAAACCAGCAGUUGAAUGGCCAAUCCCACAACAUCCUGGCUUCAUUGAACCAAAACAAUGAACCGGAAGUCGACGAGGACAAAGCCCAGGAGGCUCUCCUUCAGAGUUUCACCCCAUACGAAGUGCAGGACUUGAAGAAUCUGGUCCACUCAGAGUAUAUCUACUCUCGAUUGGUAGAUUCAAUCGCCCCUAUGAUCUACGGUCACCGGCAGAUCAAGAAGGGGUUGCUUCUCCAAUUGAUUGGAGGUGUCAGCAAACAUACGGAGCAGGAGAACAUGCAAUUGCGUGGUGAUAUUAAUAUCUGCAUUGUUGGUGAUCCCUCGACAAGCAAGAGUCAGUUCUUAAAGUAUAUCUGUUCUUUGCAUCCUCGCGCUGUUUAUACUAGCGGCAAGGCAUCAUCUGCAGCCGGUCUGACCGCAUCUGUCGUCAAAGAUGCCGAGACUGGUGAAUUCACUAUUGAAGCCGGUGCUCUGAUGCUUGCUGUACGGGGUAUCUGUGCUAUCGACGAGUUUGACAAGAUGGACAUCAGCGAUCAAGUUGCUAUCCACGAAGCGAUGGAACAACAAACUAUCUCUAUUGCCAAAGCGGGCAUUCAUACUACACUUAAUGCUCGUGCAUCGAUUCUUGCAGCUGCUAAUCCUGUUGGUGGUCGUUAUAACCCGAAGGCUACAUUGCGCGCAAAUCUCAACUUCAGUGCUCCUAUCAUGAGCAGAUUCGACUUGUUCUUUGUGAUUCGAGAUGAGCCGAACGAAACGGUGGACCGUAAUUUGGCUGACCACAUCGUCAACGUGCACAUGAACCGUGAUGAGGCCGUCCAGCCAGAAUUGAGCACGGAACAAUUGCAGCGCUACAUUCGGUUUGCGCGAACCUUCAGACCCGUGUUCACUGAAGAAGCUAAGGCUUUGCUUGUUGAGAAGUACAAAGAGCUGCGAGCAAACGACGCUCAAGGAGGCAUUGGCCGCUCUUCAUAUCGGAUCACAGUCCGUCAGCUCGAGUCUUUGAUUCGUCUCUCCGAGGCUGUCGCCAAGGCCAACUGUGUAGAGGAGAUCGUACCGAGCUUUGUACGGGAGGCCUAUGACCUCCUACGCCAGAGCAUCGUCACCGUCGAGAAGGAUGAUGUUGAAGUUGACGACGACGAAGGCACUCAUGCGAAUGCAGGCGCUGGUGAAGAGGAUCACGAGAUGGCUGAUCGGGAUAGGGAAGGUGACAGUCCCAUGCGUGACCAUGCGGAAGCACGACCGCGUCAGAAGACGAAGAUCACGUAUGACAAGUACAUGAAGAUCCUGAAUCUGUUUGUUCGCCGCGUGAGUGAGGACGAAUCGAGGUCGGGCGAAGGUGUCGAGCAAGAAGAUCUGAUUGUCUGGUACCUGGAGCAAAUUGAGUCUGAGUUAAACAGCGAGGAAGACCUACAGCGUGAGCGUGACCUGGCUGGAAAAGUUUUGAAAAGAAUGGUCAAGGAAAAUAUCCUCAUGCCAAUCCGAGGAGAGGGUCUGGUGGAUGCUGAUGGGGAUCCGCAAGAACAGGUUCAACGGACCGUCUAUGUGCUGCAUCCUAACUGUGCCUACGAGGAGGCUUAA
Aspergillus fumigatus Af293 is the source of this 2871-nucleotide messenger RNA. Lineage: Eukaryota; Fungi; Ascomycota; Eurotiomycetes; Eurotiales; Aspergillaceae. The record is from RefSeq and is a predicted model, not a curated record.